CUUACAACCAAUUUUUAAAUUUUCUUAUUCCCUUUAUUAUUAUACAUACUUGUACAGUCAAUUUUUUUUUAAAUUAUUAUAAAUAACGAAUCAUGCCUUCAACAAUGCAAAUGCAGUCCAUCUCUGGAAUUAUCACACAAAUACAUUCAACCACAGAGGAAGUACCACCUGCUUUAGUCGGUGCCUCCGUCAAUGUGAUUGAUGAUAAAGUCUAUGUAUUUGCGGGACGAUUAGCGUCAUCUCGCAAAAUGACCAACUACCUGUAUAUUCUCGAUCUUCAUACACUCAUUUGGACUCGACAUAUUCCACCACCCGACUCAGAAAAACCACCUAUGGCUCGUUACUUUCAUUCAACUAGUGUUUAUAAAAAGCAACUUAUUAUUUUUGGUGGUAUGGGAUAUUCAAGACUUACAAACGAUGGAUUAUGUGUUUUAGAUGAUAUUACAGUGCUGGAUGUUGAAACUAUGUGCUGGAUUACACCCAAUAUUCAGCCUUCCUUAUACUCACCACAAUCUCGUUAUGCUCAUUUAUCUUCAGUAACUGAGGAUAAGCUUAUUGUGGUGGGUGGUCAAGAUUUAGAUAAUAAUUAUCUGGACGAAAUGAAUGUUUUAAAUCUAAAGACGUGGGAUUGGGAACAAGUGAAAACAUUUGAAAAGCAUGUGGGUGCUUACAGGUCCAUUGCGGUAACCGCACCACCUGGUACAAGAAUCCCGUCCAAUUCUUACAUGAUGAAAAAUGAAGAUAGUAGUACAACAGCUGUAGACGAUUUAAACGACCUAGAAAACGAUGCUUCUGCAAUCAACACUAAUAAUUUAAAUGGUGCUAGUCAUCGUACCUCGACUGUUCGACAAUUCAGCUCUUCUUCUCUUCAAACUCCUGAUGAACCAAAUCCUAUUUAUUUAUAUACUAACUAUAACUUUGCCGAUGUUAAACGUGAAUUACAAUUGAUUUAUUCCUCAGCUCAAGUAGAGGAUUGUUCUACUUUUAUGAAUGGUUCUGUGAUGCCUCCAGGAUUAAGAUUUCCUACAGGCCACACCCUCGGUAACCAUUUGAUUUUGGCUGGUACCUAUUUAUCACCUCAAUCUCAAUCUUAUACAAUCUGGUCUCUCGAUCUCGGUAAAUUAACUUGGUCUCGUAUCGAAACUGGCACAGUAUUUAGCUCUGGUUCUUGGAAUCGUGGUGUAUUAUACGAAAAUGAAAACCGUUUUAUUGUUUUUGGUAACACAAACAGAAGUCUAUUAGACGAUUAUAACCACAGACAAGUCAACUUUGAUCAUAUUGCUAUGGUUGAUCUGGAGGCAUUCGGUGUCUAUUCAUUACCAAAAGUAACUUGCUCUUCUUUGGCUCAGGAGAUGGGACUUCGUUUGUUGAACGAGCCUGCAGUUUCCGACUUCCAUAUCAUUACUCAAGAUAACCUUAGUAUUCCCGUUAAUUCGGCUGUGUUAUCCCAACGAUGGCCUUAUUUUGCUAAUCUCAUGAAGGAUAAUCAUGAAAAGGUCAAUCAUUACAUGUCAUUUCCCUAUCCACAUACUGUAGUAAUUGCAUUACUGCAGUACAUCUAUACAGACAACUUAUUAACGGCACAACAAUAUCAACCACAUAUUCUGUCACAGUUAUUACUUUUAUCAGACAUGUAUGAUAUCCCCCGUCUUCGAGAAUUGUCAACACAUGCACUACAUCAGAUGUUAAACAUGUCUACUGCACCAUUAAUAUUUGAAACCGCAGCAUUAUCACAUCAGACUAGUUUACAGAUUAGAGCCCUGAAGAUGAUGAUUGCAGCCAAAAAAAUGAUCCAGCAACAACAAAAUCUACAACAGCAACAGCAACAGCAUGUGAUUCGUUCUAGAACAGUGUCUUCACCUAAUGCAACACUGGGAUCUAGCAUAGACUCACCACCACCUAUUUCACCCACAGCAUCCUUGUCAUCAUCUAGUUUCAAUAACUCACUCGAACAAUCGGCUGGCUCGACAUCCAGAUUAUCACUGGCAGCAGCAGCAGCAUCCAAUUAUGAAAGAUAUAUUUACAAGAUCAAAAAAUUGAUCUACUCAGAGUUAAAGGUGCACCAACGUACUUCCUUCUUCUUUUUUAAAGAAGUCAGUUCCUUACGUUGUAAAGCAUUUAAUUCAAGCUGCAUUGCAUCAAGUCGUUGCUGCAUUUCAUUAAGAGCCUCCUCCUUUUCACGCUGGACCCUUUCUACGGUCUUUUUCAAUUCAUCAAUCAUAUUCGUUUUUGACAAUAAUUGUGUCUGUAACGAAGAGUAG
Molecule: messenger RNA, 2261 nt
Organism: Mucor mucedo
Lineage: Eukaryota; Fungi; Mucoromycota; Mucoromycetes; Mucorales; Mucoraceae
Exons: 3
Coding region: 93-2261 (722 amino acids)
Biological process (GO): cell redox homeostasis
Cellular component (GO): mitochondrion; cytosol
Molecular function (GO): protein binding
Source: RefSeq, a predicted model, not a curated record